Thunnus maccoyii (southern bluefin tuna) is the source of this 2367-nucleotide messenger RNA. RefSeq names its product meiotic recombination protein REC8 homolog. Bases 316 to 1980 code for a protein of 554 amino acids. Gene Ontology annotation, cellular component: cohesin complex; synaptonemal complex. The record is from RefSeq and is a predicted model, not a curated record. Gene Ontology annotation, molecular function: chromatin binding; protein binding. The transcript has 18 exons. Gene Ontology annotation, biological process: synaptonemal complex assembly; mitotic sister chromatid cohesion; replication-born double-strand break repair via sister chromatid exchange. NCBI's taxonomy places the organism in Eukaryota, Metazoa, Chordata, Actinopteri, Scombriformes, Scombridae.
AGAUUUGCUGAAAAUGUUUUAUUACCCCGCAGUGUUGAAGCGUCACACGGGAUGUUUUUCUACAAUCUGAUUAAACCCAGGUUCUCCGCCUCAUUUUGGUGCACAGAGAACAGGUGGAUCAGUGGGAAAGUUCACACACAUCUGUUAAUGUAAACAGUAACCAAAACAUCAAGUCUGAGUGUUUGAAGUGCUGCUGACAAAAGACAACAGCUUUGAAGAUGAGGUGAAGGUCAAAGGCUGGUUGCUACAAAAGGCAUCAGAGUUCCUCGCCGGGAUUUCCUCAAAGUCAACGUUAAAAGCACCUGUGAUGACAUCAUGAACUACGUGCUGGAGCAGGUCCCACCGCCUGCGCCGGGUCUCCCGCGACCUCGCUUCUCCCUCUACCUCUCCUCCCAGCUCCAGUAUGGCGUCAUUGUUGUGUACCACCGACAGUGUGCUAUUCUCCUGGAGGAACUUCAGUCCAUUAUUGGCCAGCUGUUGAAACAGAGGACCUCCCAGAAAAUUGAUAUAGAUGAUCACAGCAGACAAGCUCUGCUCUUCCCGGAUGCUCUGUGUCUCCUGGAAGAGGCAGAAGGAGCUCCAGACCCCUUAUUCGGAGUGAUGUCCAUGCAGGGCGCCAUGCCCAGUCCCACUACACUGAUACAGAUGGGGCAGGAGUAUCUGAGAGAAGCCUCUGCUGAACUCUCUGAACCGACUGCUCCGACCGCUGCUGCGGCUGCUGCUGCUGCUGCAGCACUAGAGAGCGGCAUAACCGCAUCUCCAGACAGCAUCACCCUGAGAGAGACAGAGCAAGUAGCUAUCCCGGCUGCAGAGUUUGAAGGUGUGGAGCUCGCUGAUCAUCAUCCAGAUACUAUCGACUUCCUGUUGGCCCAAACGGAUCACUUCCCAGAGGGAGAUUUAGAGACAGCAAGAGAAGAAGUGACGCGAGCAGAGCAAGAGACGGAGAGGGAAGGGAGAGAGGGAGAGCCGACAGGAUCCACUAUCGAGUUACAGCCUACUGCUCUCUCCAGUGAAGAAGCCAUUUUGUUGCCUCAGGAAGAGCCAGGCUCGUCCGUGGAGAAGCCCGGACUCCCCACAGACCAGCUGACCCCUGUCUCCAUGCCCGCUCUCCCCUCGCCACCAUCUGUAGCAAAGGAACGCGUAAAAAGAAGUCUGGAGUUAGAGGAUGUGCCUCCCCCAGAGGUGAAGGUGAGGAGGCAGAGGAGGAAGAAGCAGCUGAUCUUCUUCGACCCAGAGACGCAGCUCUCCCAGGAGGUGCUGCAGCAGCAGAUCGACAACCCUCUGACUGAGACCACGCGUCCCCUCUUCCCUCUGCCGUCUUCUCACAGGAGGCUCCCCGCCGCUGAGCUCCUCAGCAACCCCUGCACCUUCUUGCCUGAAGAGGUGCAGUUUCUAUGGAGACAGGCUGCGACUGUCACGCCUCUCUCUGGUUUGGACCUGCAGGUCGGGGAGAGAGGGCCCGAGUCCACAGACUCUGAGAAGGAAAGAGAGCGUGAGAUGGUUGAGAUGGCUGAGAUGGCUGAAAGAGAGGAGAGACAUGAGCUCAGCCCCAAGGAGGUCCCUAGAGACUUUGCAGAAUCAGAGAUGUUUGGUAUUUCAGGCCAUGAUUCAUUGAUACUGGAGGGCUCCGACCAAAGGGAGGGGUCUCGAGAGAUUUCCCCCAUAUACACAUCAGAGAGAGAAGGGUCCACUGUCUCCAGAUCCACACUGCAGGACAUCCCAGAGGUGAUGGAGGAUAUGCAGGGGAGAAUGUUAGCAGAGUCUCCGGGGUUGAUGCCGGUGCUGGCUGAGCACGAAGUAGCACCUGUGCUGUUUCAGUCUCUUCUGCCGCCAGACGCCGACCGCAGAGCUGUCAGCAACAUUUUUCACAAGCUUCUGGAGAUUUUAUCAGCCAGGAAGGUGCGUGUGGAGCAGGACAUGCCUUAUGGGGACAUCUUGAUAUUACCUGGACCGAACGAUGAAGAGGUGCAUCUGACUUAGUGACAUGAACUCAGUCACUCAGGUCCCCAUAAACCACCAAAACAAACAUUACUGUUCAGCCUGAAAGAGGAUUAUUUGGUUGUUUCAAACAGUGUCACACAAAUGAAAUAGUGGUUCAUAAGAUUUGCUGUUGGUAUGUCUUGUUGACAUGUUUAAAAUUUAAUAAUUUAAUAAGAUUUUAAAACGUUUUACCUGAUGUUUAUAUGCCAUAAAAUUUCCAAAAGCAUGGUUUUACAUCAUCGGUCCAUUUAUGACAUGUUGUAUCAACUAUAUGGCAUUUCAGAUAAAUAUUUUAACAGUUUUUAUUGUUAUAUUUUUUCAUACUUUUAAUGACCUCACUUCAUGUUUUUCUGUACUGAAAGAAACAGUGAUGUGUCCCUUUUAGAG